AUGCCUAAACCAGAUAGAUCUGUGAUGGAUAAUAAUGAGAAUAGGCUUCUCAUAGAUGAGAGAAACUACAAACGUGAUGAACAAGUAAAGAAUUACCACAGGUUAUUACGUAUGGCAACCGAUGAGCAAAAAAGCGUUUUAGAAAUUAUUAGUGCUGUGAAUCGAAACAAGGGAGGUAUGUUUUUUGUUCAUGGAUUUGGUGGUACUGGAAAAACAUUCUUAUGGAGUAUUCUUGGUGCUGAUAUUCGUUCUAGGGGUGAUAUUGUUCUUAAUGUUGCGUCAAGUGGUAUAGUUGCUUUGCUUAUGGAAGGUGGUCGGACAGCACAUUCUAGAUUUAGUAUACCCAUCCAUGUGGACGAAUAUACAACGUGUUCGAUAGAUGUCAAUUCUCACCUUGCUGAUUUAAUUAGAGAAGCAAGACUCAUUAUAUGGGAUGAGGCUCCAAUGAUGAACAAACAGAUUCUACCGGUUGUGCCAGAAGCUGGUAGAGUUGGUACAGUUUUAGCUUCCAUAAACUCAUCCUUGCUUUGGAAUAGUUGUUAA
Camelina sativa (false flax) is the source of this 543-nucleotide messenger RNA. NCBI's taxonomy places the organism in Eukaryota, Viridiplantae, Streptophyta, Magnoliopsida, Brassicales, Brassicaceae. The record is from RefSeq and is a predicted model, not a curated record.